AUGCGAGUAUCGAUUUGUUUAUUGUUUGUGUUUUUGAGCAAAGUAUUGGGAUAUUGUGAAGAAGGAGUGUCAUGCUUUGAAUGUGAUCUCAAAGAUCAAGGCUCUCCAUGUAACACAAAUGAGCGACUUCCCUACUAUUUUUGCAGCAAUGAGACAAGAAGUGUUCUUUAUGACUCGACAAAGUAUUUGAUAUGCGUGAACGAUGAGAUGAGACUUUUUGAUUGCGCAGUGGGGAAUUCGAAUGCGGUUUUCAAUCCGAUUACGAGACAAUGUGUGAGUGAAGAAAUGGCGGAAAAGGGAGGAGAUCUUGAGUCUUUGCAUCGACGACGAUAUCGACGUAGCUCAAGCAGCUCUCGCGUUGGAGAUGUUUGCUCUUUCAACACCGAUUGCCAAAGAGGAAUGUAUUGCGGUGGAGGGGUUUGCUCGUGUUUAUCCGAUUUUGUCGCAAUCAACAAUCACUGUUGGCAAAAAAUCAACCCUGGUGAAUCGGGAUGUGUAGAGGAUCGGCAAUGUCAAGCAGUUUGGCCACAAACCACUUGCUCAGGCUCUGGUGUUUGCGAUUGUCCAGAAAAUACAGUCCCAUCAAGAACACGUGAUGGAACGAUUUGUGUCUCGGCAGCUCUUCCUCCAUCCUGUCCAUUGCCUGAGCCUCAUUCUGAUUCCCCAAACCCAGCUACAGUCCUUGCAAAUCCAGACACUCAUCCAAUACACAAAGAUACUUAUAUGCCGGUGCUGUGCACGUCUACAUCGACAGAAGUGCACAACUCAAAUAGUGGAGAUGGAUCUACUUGGUGCAUUUACCCGGAUGGAGACAACGAUCUCUACAUAGCUGACAUCUACGAUUGUGUCUCUCAUCCACAAGUUUCUCAUCAAGUUUUCCCCGAGUACGCCGAAACGGUUGAUGGCGUUUGCUGUCCGUCAAGAGCUUUUGCUUGUAUUCAGCCUAUGGAGAGCGGACCGGAGCCGUCAGUGCCGCGAUGGUGGUUUAACUCUGCUACAGGUACUUGUGUCCAAUUCCUCUGGGAUCCAGACACGAUCAAUAGCGCUUCACCAAACAAUUUCAGAACAAUCGAACAUUGUGAAAGCUAUUGCAGAGACACUUGUAAACGAGGCCCAACAGAGUAUUCUGAAGGGAAAGUCGCUCUCAUUGAUGACACUCCUUUGGGAAAUUGUCUUGCAUCUGGUGGGAAUCGAUGUGGACCGGAUUAUCAAUGCACUUUAAUCGGAAGUCAACAAAGCUGUUGUCCAUCAACAACUCAUAUCUGCAGUUCAAAUGGUGGCCGAUCUUAUCCAGCUAAACCUUUAGCUAACUUUGAUCGAGGAAUUCACAUUGCUGGGAGCAAACCAGCAACCCGAUAUUAUUAUGACGCUGAUCAAGGUCGUUGUGUUAAUUUUAUCUAUCAAGGCCUUGGAAAUUUCAACAAUUUCCUCACCAAGCAAGAUUGUGAAUCAUUUUGUUCAAAAUUGGUCUGUGAAAAUGGGCAUCCAUUGAGGAUUGGAGACGAAUGGCAAAGGUGUGAAGGUCCGACUGAUUGCCCAACGAGUCACACAUGUCAAUCCGCUCAUAAAGUUUGCUGUCCUACUGCCCAAACGUUAUGUACACAGCCAAAGCGACUUGGUGAUUGCACACAGUCAGGUAAUGAUAACAACUUUCCUACACUUCUCCAAUGUCAACAAAAAUGUAAAGGAGUUGGAGUGGAGCCACGAUGCCCGCACGGGAGAGCUUUCAGAAAUCGUGAUGGAAACUUCCAGACUUGUUCAGAUAAAGGAGCCAAUCGAUGCCCAGCUAAUCAUCUUUGUUUUUAUGAUGGUACUUCUCAUGGAUGCUGUCCAACAAAAGCUUUUACUUGUUCUCUAAAUCCUGAUAAAGGUGUUCAAUGUGGAAGUGGAAAAUCCUAUCGUUACUAUUUUAAUCCGCAAAAGCAGACCUGUGAGACAUUCCAAUAUGAGGGAUGUGAUGGAAAUUCUAAUAAUUUCCUCACCGCUGAAGAAUGUCAAGCAUAUUGUGGAGUGGGAGGUUGUCCAAAUGGUGGAAUGCCGUUACGAGAUCAGGCCACCAAUAGACAGAUGAGCUGUUCGGAGUUGAGACAAUGCCCGAACACUCAUGAUUGCAUCGCCAUUCCGCACAAUGGAAACGUUGAACAUCGAUGUUGUCCAACAAAAGUAACCAUUUGCUCUCAACCACCACAACAGGGAAAUCACUGCUCGAAAAUGUCGGUCGCGCGUUUUUACUUCAACAUUGUGACCAAAGAGUGCGCUUCGUUCCAGUACAAUGGAUGUAACGGGAAUUUGAAUAAUUUUGCAUCAGCGAGUGAGUGUUAUAAUUUUUGCUCAUCAGCCGGAUGUCGAGUUGGUGAAGUGGCGUACAAAGAUGUCAACACAAAAAGGGUAUUCGAUUGCAACAACAAUUUGCGCAAUUCAUGUCCUCCCGAGUUCACAUGUCGUCACAAUGCUCUCACUGCUUCAUACGUUUGUUGCGGCUCAACCAGCAUGGAGGUUUGCCCAAUGGAGGAAAGAGCUUUCGUGAAUCCUUUGGAUGAAACAAUUCGCGAGUGUGCCAUCAAUAUUCCCGGUUCAUGUCCCGCGAAUUUUCUUUGUCGUUUCUCUCCUCACAAAAACAAAUACUAUUGUUGUGCUCCAAACACCGAAAACGUUUGCCCGGAAGGAAAAGCUCUGUAUCGAGCCCCGAAAACUUUGCUUCCACAACGAUGCACAUUGAAUGUAGCAAAUCAAUGCCACGAUGGUUACUCAUGCCAAAGUCGGACAAAGAAUGUGCUUCAAGGAUUCUGUUGCUCGGCAAAGAAUGUUUGUCGUGGCGAUGCUGAGUUUCUCGUGGAUGAGAAGACGCGUAUGCCAAGAAUUUGCACUCCUGGCUCAUUUGUCACAUGUCCAGCUGGGUAUCGCUGUCACCGCUCUCACAAAUCUUCAUCAAGCGGCUUUUGUUGUAAAGGUGAUACAACGAAUGCAGUGACUGAGGGUUGUCCACCUGGAGAGUUUGCCUAUGUGAAAAGGGGUUUGGUGGAAGCAUGCGAUCCAUUCAAUCCCGAGAAUAAACCCUGUCCACCAACGUACACUUGCCAAUACUCGACUGCUUUUCAAAGAUAUCAAUGUUGUGGAAAAGAUCCGAUUGAAGAAGAAGAAGUCGAACAAGAAGAGUUGGGAUGUCCUGCUCAACAAGUGGCAUAUGUGGAACGAGGGAUUCCAUUAGUUUGCACAGCGUCUGGACAAAAUUGUCCUCAAGGCUAUUUUUGUCAAUUCUCUGACCGAAACAAGCAAUUCCAAUGUUGUGGUCAUCGAGCAGGAUGUCCCUCACAAACGGUUGCGUUUAUCGAUAUGACUGGAGGUGCAAUGGAAUGCAAUCCACAAUUCUCAAUGUGCCCACCUAGUUACAAUUGUGUGAAAGGACGAAAUGCUCGAUUUGUGUGUUGUACAAAUCCGGAUUCUUCUGUCACCUCCACCAAUAAAAGUCCACUAAUUGGGUUACAGCCAAGUGCAAUGGAAACUACUACAGCAAGCAGUAAACUAGCCGAAUUGGUGCGUGAGGUUCAAGAAGUGGAAUGUCCAAUAGACACAGUCAAUGUCAAUGGAGAGUGCAAAAUGCGACAAAUGGUUGGAAAGUCAUGUUCGAUUGAUGAGGAAUGUCUGGGUGGAGCUCGAUGUCUGAACACCGUCUGCACGUGUCCCCACGCAACUUUAUGGAAAGCCGGUGCCUGUGUCUCGAUCCCAGCAUGCACUGGAUCGGAAGUUCUCUUUGAAGGUGAAUGCCUUUCAUUGGGAACAUUCAAUGAUCCAUGUUUGACAAGCCUUCAAUGCACAAAUGGAACCGUUUGUGCAGAAAGGAAAUGUCGAUGUGCGACAGGAACUGUCGGUUUUGAGGGUCGUUGUUUGGCAAAUCUUUGCGGCGAGUCAGCGAAUCCGAUUGUUGAUUUGAAAGGUGAAGUGCUUGCCUGUUCUCGAGCUCUUUGUCCAUCAGGGAGAUGUCAGUACUCGAAGAUGAUUAAAAUGUAUAUCUGCUGUGAAACAACUCGACGAACGAUGCGGAAAUUCCCGGUUUUAAAACGACCACAACAACCCAAACAAACCUUUGAACAAUGUCCUGGUGGUCAAAAGCCGUUAACAGUCGGUCCAAGGAAUGUUCUCUGGAGUUGUAUUCCGGCAAAAGGUUGUCCAAAAGGAUAUCAAUGUAUCGAUCGAAUGUGUUGUCCAUUAACAAGUCGGCAUAAAAGAGAAUCACGGCCAGAAUGUCCACAAAAUCGGCAAAGUGUUUUCAUUGACGAUGAUGGAAAGCGUUUGAUUGUUUGCGAACAAAGAUGUUUGAGUGCAGAUCGACGAUCAAUGACUGGAUGUCCUUUAGGA
Messenger RNA from Mesorhabditis belari, 4356 nucleotides. The record is from the annotation of a GenBank genome assembly. NCBI's taxonomy places the organism in Eukaryota, Metazoa, Nematoda, Chromadorea, Rhabditida, Rhabditidae.